Molecule: messenger RNA, 4540 nt
Organism: Parus major (Great Tit)
Lineage: Eukaryota; Metazoa; Chordata; Aves; Passeriformes; Paridae
Gene: GPR34
Product: G protein-coupled receptor 34
Exons: 2
Coding region: 136-1281 (381 amino acids)
Biological process (GO): G protein-coupled receptor signaling pathway
Cellular component (GO): membrane
Molecular function (GO): G protein-coupled purinergic nucleotide receptor activity
Source: RefSeq, a predicted model, not a curated record
AGCUGGAGCUCACCACUUUCAGAGAGAAGCUGCUGGAGCUUUCUAACAAGAGGACCUGCACGUUUCUCCUCCCUGUCUUCACCAGCGGUUUUCAGAACCAGAACUUCCUAACACAUAAAUGAACAGCUUUUGCAAAUGAUGGCUGCAGCUUCAGCUGAUUUACCAACCAUUGGUCCACACAAGGAAGAAUUUUGGAGUAACCAAACCAACCUGACCACAAAUGCCUCAGAAAGCCACAAUGAUGCCAGCUGUUCCUUGGAUGACAACAACUCGCUUUCACUUGCUUUGAUAGUUUUUUACUCCAUUAUUUUUCUCGUUGGAUUAGUUGGAAAUAUUAUAGCCCUGUUUGCUUUCCUGUGCAUUCAUCAGAAAAGGAAUUCUAUCCAAGUUUACUUGCUAAACGUCGCUGUUGCAGACCUUCUGCUGAUCUUCUGUCUCCCCUUCCGGAUACUCUAUCAUGCCACCAACCACUGGAUGUUCGGGAGGAUUUUUUGCAAGGUUGUGGGAACGCUGUUUUACAUGAACAUGUACAUUAGCAUAGUACUGUUAGGACUAAUUAGUCUGGAUCGCUAUAUCAAGAUAAAUAAGUCUGUGAAGCGUCCAAAGAUGUUGACCACUACCCGGAGUGUGCAGAUUUGUUGCACGGUGUGGGCAAUUGCACUGACAGGAUUUAUAGUCAUAGUUGCACCAGCUUUCUUUAAGAAUGAGGACAGCAACUCUACCAAGUGCUUUCAUUACCGAAGCAAACAGAAUGCAGAGAAGACAGAAGCAAUUUUAAAUUAUAUCACUGUACUGAUUUUUUGGAUAGUUUUUUUCCUUUUGAUACUUUCCUAUGUUAAAAUUGCCAAGAACCUUCUGAAAAUUUCAAGGAGAAGGGCAAAUUUUCCCAAUGCAGGAAAAUACACCAAGACAGCAAGAAACUCUUUCAUUGUUCUCAUAAUUUUCACCAUCUGUUUUGUACCUUAUCACAUGUUCAGGCUUGUCUACAUCACAUCACAGUUACAAACCCUAUCCUGUUACUGGAUGGAGAUCAUUCACACGUGCAAUGAGGUGAUGCUCAUCUUUUCAUCAUUUAACAGCUGCCUAGACCCAGUCAUGUAUUUCCUAAUGUCCAGGAGUGUCCGUAAGACUGUAUUCCAACUGAUUUGCAGAAAACUUCAUGGAGAGUCAAGCCUAAACCUGGAGAGCACCUCAGACAUAAAACUUGGCCAAUACGCUCAAGAGCGAUUAUCUACAACCACUCCUCACUCCAGCUACUCAAGGAAGAAGUCGAUGAUUUGAAUGUUUAAAUGAAUCUCUGUCCCUCCACAUCACCAAUUUCAGAUCACAAAAUCCUCUACUCUACAGCUACUAAUUCUGCCUCUUUCCUCCUGUUAAGAAAAAUGAGAAGUCUUACUUCUGUUAGUGAAAACAAGAACUUACUUCUCAGAAGCAUUUUUUCACUCUUGUUUAUCCAAGAAAACAAAUUAGGAAGUUCUCAGACAUUUUGUGUUGGACUAAACUAGAACACUAACUCUUUAGGGAGAUUUCCAUGAAGGGGUUUGAACCUGUAUAAGUAAAUUUGUAUAUACACAUUAAUAUUAGUAGCUUGUGUAUGUAAAUAAUAGAUGAAUUUUACAAAAAGUAAAUUCUGUCUUAUUUGAAAAAUCCAGAUAACAUUGCAGGUUUUAUGUAUUUUAUGGUUUUCUCUGUUUUAACAGGUUUCCAAGAGAUCAGUAUUUUAACUACAUUUACAACCAAAUUUUUAAAGAAUAUAUUUGAGAAUUUAGCAACAUAAGUCUUAAAAAUGAGGUGAAGAAUACAACACCUAUCAAUUCAGUUUUAAGUACAGAAGACACUCUAAGUUUUAUUAAGCAGCAAAGUUAAAGUAUUCAAUCCUACUGAGACACUUGUAUUUCCAAUAUUUUAAUGAGUGUCAAGGUCAAACACCUGAGGAAAAGCAAGCACAGCUCCAGAAAAUUUGAACUAAAUCAAGGAGAGAUGAUAUGUGGGUAUUUCCUAAGAUUUCCUUCAAAAUGACAAAUUUGAUUACUGCACAAAGUAGUUCAGCAAGGAACAUAAACUCACAGAACCAAAAAGAUCAGCCAAGCUCAGCCACUGGUCUGCUCCUAGAUUUCCAAAGCCACUCAUUCCAGCUGCAUGCUUCUUCCCUGUCAGGAGACUUUUCUUUCCAUGUGAUGAAAAUAAUUUUGAUAAUUGCUGAUGCCAUGUGAAUAGCAAUGCAACAGCAACAUUUCAUAGCUACAGCUAUAUUCUCAGAUUAAAACUAAACAGCUUGAUUUAUUAAGGCACAAACAGAUUUCGAGCUGUAACAUUUCUCAAAAACCAGAGAUCUGAAGGUGGGGGAUGUCUGGCACAAAGAUGACUAAAGCAGCACAACCAUGAAGAACUCAAACUGGCAUAACAGACCAGAAAGUCGAAAGAAAUAGAGGCCAGACAUUGAGCUCUGUAAAAUAAGGAUGUAUUAUCAUGACACAUACAAACAAUACUGCUCAAGUAAGCAGGUGCAAAGAAGUUGGUUUUAAUAUGUAACUUCUCUAAUGGAUCAUGUGAUUUUUAAUGCCAAAUCUGCCAAAAUCUGUGGAUUUUUACUAGUUCCAUACUAUAUUCUGAUUUUACAGAAGAUACUCAUAAUACUCUGAUUGAACAAAGUAAGCAUAAGACUUUUAGAUAUAAACUUGAUUUAAUUUUGAUGUGAUCUUACAUCAUUCAGAUUUGAUGGAACUGGAUAUAAACAUGUUAAACAAAUUACAAUGACUAGCCAGUCUAAUUUUUUAAUUUUUUUUUUUGGGUAAUAAAGUAUUAGGGUGUUUCUUAAUCUUCAAAAGAAAGAUUCCCAAAAAUGUAAUUUCUUAAAGAUAUGACGGUAACUGCCUUUUUCUUGAACAUUUCAGCAUAAAAUGGAGGUGUUUGUACAAUAAUUUCUGAGUCUCACAGCAAUUGCAUUUCAUGAUCUUUUAUCUAUCAUUUUGUCAUCCUAUUUUAUUAAUUAUUCUCUUGGUUUUGUAUUUGUACAGUGCAAUUUUAUUAUGUAAUGCUGUAGUUCUACGUAGUUACAUGAAUUCUGGUACAUCUAGUAGAGUUUAUAAACCACAAUUUCACAAGAUUUAUGUAUUAUCUCAUCAUUCUUUCUUUUCUAUGCUUAUUCUGUGAGCAGUUGGUUAUUCUGUGAACAGCAGGUCAGGGUGAGGGUGUGGGCUGGGAAACUCAGGAGAGGACAGGCAUGAACAACACCAGCUUGAACAAAAUGUGAAUUCUAAAAUUCUCUUGAAGAAAGUGUUAGAUCAGAAUUUUCAUUUACAAGGUUUGUAAUUCAUGGACACAGCAGUAUUGCCAAAAUACCCUCAGAUCUCUCUAGAGAAUCAAAUAGUAGUACAAGGUUUUGAUACUGAAAAUCCAAACCGCAUUAAACUCAACUCUCCAGCCCAGAAAUUAAAAUCUGAAAGGGACCAGGUCUAUAAGAAAAUCUCUAAGAGCAGGCAUAGCACAGAAGACGGGAAUAGGAAUGACCAUAUGAUCUUGACAAAGUGCAGCAUUAAAGGAGUAGCAGUCAGAACAAAGAAACUACCACAGAAAGCAAUCAGAAAGUACUUUUGGAUUUCUACAACUGUAUAAAUCAGUUCAAGAUGUUAAGUUCAAGCUUCAAGAUGCUAAAGGCAGAUGUAUCAACUGGCUCAGAAAGGAAUUUUAAACUAGACAGCACUGCCAUGUAGGAAGCAAUUACUACUGACCAAGAAACAAAAGCAGGUUUCUUUACUCUUUAAAAAAAAAUAUUUAAUCCUUAUGUAUUUUUUCUGCAAUCAGUUUUCUGGAAUUUGAGGAUAAAAUGCUAGGCCUUACAAAAAAUACCACUGAAGAACAAAUAUCUUGGGAGAUCUGCUGAAAGUCACACUGUGACAUGUCAAAUGACUAUAGAAUCAAGUCACACAAAUAGUGUGUCUUACUUCUCCUUUUCCCAGUGCUUCCCAAUUACCCGAGUCCUCAGGUGAAUUUUAACAUGAAGGUGAUUCUAUUUAUUUUGCUUUCUGUAUUUAAAGGCUAAUUCAACACACAUCCCCAUAAAACAGCACAAACCUAAUUUUCCUCUGUACUCAAAUCUGUAAGACAUACUUGAAUUUCAACUGGUGAACCAAAAUGUACCAGUUCUGUGCUGGUUUUGGCUGGGAUGGAUUUUAUGAUAUGGGUUUGUGGUUUGGGCUUGUGAUCAAAACAGAGUUGCCAAGCCAGGGAAGCUCCAGCCAUUGCUAAGCAGCACCUGCACAAGAAGCAGCACCUCCCUGUCUGUCAGAACACCCCAGCAGUGAGAGGCUGGGGGUGCACAAGGACAUGGUGGGGACACAGCAGGGACAGCUGAGCCCAGGGAUAUUCCAGAGCACGUGGUGCCAUGCUCAGCAACAAAAGCCAAGAAGGAAGCUUGGCUAUGCUGCUAUUUCUCAGGAACCCACUGGGCACUGGUCAGAUGGGGUUGUUUUCUAUCACUAGUUUUUUUUGUUUCUGCCUGUAUCUUUUUCUUUAAGCUUAUUAAACUCCUUAUCACAAA